Serpula lacrymans var. lacrymans S7.9 is the source of this 1959-nucleotide messenger RNA. RefSeq lists its product as uncharacterized. Bases 109 to 1626 code for a protein of 505 amino acids. The record is from RefSeq and is a predicted model, not a curated record. The transcript has a single exon. NCBI's taxonomy places the organism in Eukaryota, Fungi, Basidiomycota, Agaricomycetes, Boletales, Serpulaceae.
AAACCAAAACCGUCAAGACGAGUACGAGCUCGUCGUCGCCAUCGUCCACCAGCUAGUGUUCAUCGUCGUCCUCAGCGUUAGCAAAGAACAAAUUCACUCUUCGCCGCGAUGCAAGUCGCAUCGUACGGCCCUCGCACGCUCAAGAAGGGCGUUGGUGUGCGCAUACACCCGCACACCAGUCCUCCUGCGAGCUCUCGCGCAAUCCAUAUUCCUUCAUCCAUCCCCCGUUCUGCACUCAGCUUUCUUUCGUCUGGCUCGUCUGCUGCUGCGACUGCUACAAAUGCUUCAGCAACACAAAGGCUUUUCACUCACUCCCGCUCCCUCGUUUCUCGCUUCUUUGCCCAUCUUACGGCACCAGGCCUCGCUCACACUUCAUCUGUUGCUGCCCCGGGGCAUCUCCACGUACAUGCGUCUCACCUGCAUACGCUUUCGCGGCCUGGCUCGAACUCAAUCAAGGCCAAUUUAUCCCUCCCUGCCAGGCACGCUCUAUCUCGCCCCUUUGGCGCACCUCAUCUCCCUCGUCCACCGACUAUCCCCCCUAGUAUUACUCAUGUCGGUCUUGGAACUGCACGAAACUUCCACUCUGCCCGACCUAUCUUCCAAAACCUUGUCGACAACGUCCCUGUCGCUGGUCGUGCUCUCUGGGAGGCAGAAUGGGAAAUCAAGGCGAGAGAGGAACAGAAGAGCAAAUUCCGCAAAGGAAAGGAGGUCAAGCGUGUUGAGAAGACUUUGGAGAUGUUAAAGCCGAAGAAUGAGAACAUUCUCAGCCCAGAGCCUGUUGCCAACUCCGUGACCCCCGUGUCUCAUGAAAGCGAAUUCAAUCACUACUUCCCUAUCGUAUCCGAGUCUUUGCCACAAGUAACCACGUACCUCCUAAUUCCUAUUGCGCCAACGCCAACAUCACGAGUACCUUUGGGCAUUUCCACCACAUCGCAUUCUCCGUCGUCAAGACAUCCACUUCUGCCUAUCCCAGAGCUUGCAGCGAUGCACCAUCUGCAUCAUACGCACUCCCUUCGAGUUUCCACGCUCUUUGCGCGGCUUGAUGUAGCGCACGUCUGGGAUGAUCCAGGAGUGGAGUGCUCGGCGUAUGCUCAUGGCCAUCACAGGGAUCUUGCCGAGGAAUCGGGGUCAGAGUGCACAGUCCUGAAUAUUACUUUUGCAGGCUGGAACAAGGCACGUGUGCGCAGUAUCAUAGGGGAGAGUGGAAGUGGCUGGUGUUCGCUCGAAGAAGUCGAGGAAGAAGAAGAUUUAAGUGACAGCAUGUCUGAUGUAUUGUCUAGUAUGGAUUCAGAGGACCUUGCCAGCAUAAACGAGUUUGAGCAACCUCACACGACCGUUCCGGACCCUGCACAGUCGUUUGUUUUGCCCACACUCGACUUCUCAUCAUCUUUUCCUGUCCCGUCAAUCCAACAACCGCCAGUCAUUCUGUAUACUGCCUCCGAGCUCAGUACUCACCGCCAUGAGCCGCCAUCGCCUUCCAUGUCUUCAGCUUCUUCUAUUCUGGACCUUAAUGAAGGCUCUGAUUCAGACCUGAGCAUUAUUGCUCCAGGUAGUGUUGAGUCGCACUCUUCGUGGGUAGGGUUCAGCUCAGAUUUCGCUGCUAGGAUCGGCGAUCCCAAGGCGUAGAUGAAGUGCAGACAUAAAAGCCUCUUCUCUACAUACAAUAAAGACUUCGACAAAAGGUUUGGUAGGAGCCCCGAAUUAGCAAAAUGGAACACCACACAGAAAUUUGAAGCUAAAGAACUCGAAUAAAUAGGAGAGAAACAGAUACGUUGUACACAAAGCACAUUCUUUUACUUUUCUUGUUUUUUGAACUUUCAGAGUUAACCACAUGUUUGUACGAAUGCCGUUUGCGCUUGUAACCUCCGUGAUAUCAUAAACUUUCUUUAAAUGUUAUAACUCAUCUGACAUGUUAUCUUUCGCAGAAUGUGAAUUUUAAGAAAUAACAGUCGAUUCAAU